UUGACCACCGAAAGAUUAAUGCGAUACGGUGUCGUUGUGGCGGUCCGGAAUUGACAGAAAAAUCGGUACGGUCCCCAUUCUUCCGGAUUGCGAAUUCCCCAAAUCCUGACCGGCUUUCGGGUAAAGCGCCGGAGGAAACGAAAAUGACCGCCGGAUUGCUAUCUGCAGCUGCUCCGAGACCGUUGUUUCAGACCACUCUUAAUAACCAUAUCCGUAGAACGGAGAUGCAUAUUCGAAUUCAAAGCAUCCCAUACCAAUUGGGUUACGGGACGCCACUCCCUUUCUUCUAUGUGAAAGUGAAGAAGACUCAUCCAGAAUCGCCGCUCUUUUCGGUGAACUGCGUCUCUUCUACACCGUCGCCUUCUACCAGAAGACACACGCCUUCAACCAGGCUCUACGUCAGUGGACUUUCUUUCCGGACGACUGAAGAGAGCUUGCGAAAUGCUUUCAAAAGCUUUGGCCAACUUAUAGAAGUCAAUUUGGUGAUGGAUAAAGUUGCCAAUAGACCAAGAGGAUUUGCUUUCCUCCGUUAUGCUACUGAAGAGGAAUCUCAAAAAGCUAUCGACGGAAUGCACGGCAAGUUUCUGGAUGGCAGGGUGAUCUUUGUGGAAGUUGCAAAAUCCAGAUGGGAGCUUCGCCAAGGCACUAAAGAAAAUUCCAGCUAAGUCUAGUAGAUAGUGAUCAUCGUUUCCCUCAGAUUCAUCUUUGAAGGAACUGUAAUUUCUUUUAGAAAAAAGUCUAUAUGGACAAGCUCUGCGUUAUUGGUAUGAAGAAGCAAUCUUGUCUGUAUGAUAUAGCCUACGUGUUAUUCUGGAGCAGCAUUGUCACUUGAAAUGAAAUGAUAUUGAUAGUAAUAAUGGGCAUUGGUCAAGUGGAUCACCUAACCAGUAUGAAUAAUUGAGACAUUGGCUACAGUCGAGGAUCGAAGUUGUGAUUCUAACUUAUAAGAAUACUUAAAUGCUGAAGCGCUGACUUCUAAAAA
Messenger RNA from Momordica charantia (bitter melon), 982 nucleotides. RefSeq names its product organelle RRM domain-containing protein 2, mitochondrial. The record is from RefSeq and is a predicted model, not a curated record. Lineage: Eukaryota; Viridiplantae; Streptophyta; Magnoliopsida; Cucurbitales; Cucurbitaceae. Gene Ontology annotation, molecular function: RNA binding. Gene Ontology annotation, biological process: chloroplast mRNA modification; cytidine to uridine editing. Gene Ontology annotation, cellular component: chloroplast.